Molecule: messenger RNA, 2518 nt
Organism: Notothenia coriiceps (black rockcod)
Lineage: Eukaryota; Metazoa; Chordata; Actinopteri; Perciformes; Nototheniidae
Product: ras-related protein Rab-35
Exons: 5
Molecular function (GO): GTP binding; GTPase activity
Source: RefSeq, a predicted model, not a curated record
UGUGGGUCAGCACAGUCUUCUGUCUGUGGGUCAGCACAGUCUGUCUGUGGGUCUGCACAGUCUGUCUCUGUGGGUCAGCACAGUCUUUGUGUGGGUCAGCACAGUCUUUGUGUGGGUCAGUACAGUCUGUCUCUGUGGGUCUGCACAGUCUGUCUCUGUGGGUCUGCACAGUCUGUCUCUGUGGGUCUGCACAGUCUGUCUCUGUGGGUCAGUACAGUCUGUCUCUGUGGGUCAGUACAGUUUGUCUCUGUGGGUCAGUACAGUCUGUCUCUGUCUGUCUGUGGGUCUGAUGCUUUACGCUCCUUUCCUGCAGGCAGCUACAUCACCACCAUCGGGGUGGACUUCAAGAUCCGCACAGUGGACAUCGAUGGAGAGCGGGUGAAGCUGCAGAUCUGGGACACGGCGGGGCAGGAGAGGUUCAGAACCAUCACCUCAACGUACUACAGAAACACCCACGGGGUCAUUAUAGUUUACGAUGUGACAAAUCCAGAGUCUUUUGUGAAUGUUAAGAGGUGGUUAAACGAAAUCUCCCAGAACUGUGACAACGUCUGCAAGAUCCUGGUGGGAAACAAAAGUGAUGACCCCACCCGGAGACAGGUGGAUACCCAGGAUGCAAUGCGUUUUGGGGAGUCAAUGGGGGUUCGGGUGUUCGAGACCAGUGCCAAAGAAAACAUAAACGUGGAAGAGAUGUUCAUGGCCUUCACCCACAUGGUGCUCCGGGCCAAGAAGCAGAGCCAGAACCGAGCGGAGCGGGAGCGAGAGCGGGAAAAAGACACGGUGAACAUCAACUCCCACCGAGACCGGGAUCGCCGGAAGAGAGCGAAGAAAUGCUGCUGAACAGACUCUACCACGAAGAGCAUUCAGACAAGAUGGGGGAAAACGUGCCUUAGGAGAAAAGUCUCUGCGUGUCAAACUGCAGACGUUUGGAAGUGUGGCGUUCACUGGCUGCAGGUGGAGAGGGGACCUGAGGCAGAGGGUUUACAGUCUGUCAGCACUAACUGCAUGUAGCAGCCUGGAGGGUCAACGAGUUAAAGGACCCUUCUGGGGUUUUUCCGUGAAACUUUAGCCCAUUUACUACCACAAUCACAUUGUAGAUGCUAUUUUGAAGCUGCAGAGCAUAGCCAAGACCUAUAGCUCAUUAGAAAAACACAAAGCGUGCCCUUCAGGUGUCAGAGCAGAAAUAAGAGUGAAACGCAGGUAAGAGUUCACACAAGGAUAAUAGAAACACAAAAUCUAAGUAAAGUAGUAGUAUAACAAAUAAAAAUAGGAUUGCUGUAGCGUUUCCUAUAUUUUGCUCCGCUGCCGUGCAGAUGGAGACUUUUUUGGUAAGUCAGACAGCUCUAUAAAUAAAUGCUCAGAUUUGCUGUUGAAAAUACCAUCUAUAGAUCAGUGUUUGCAUACACUUUUUUUGUUUGUAACGGGACUCUACUAAUAACUUUUCAAAGUCUUUUAACCUGCUAAUUAGUUUCUAGAUUAAUUUAAAAUGACAUUGGUGAAAUAUUUCCCAGGUGAUGCUACCAGAUGUUUUAUUUAAUCCAAAACAAAUACAUUUUCAACAUAGUUUCCACAAAUGAAAGUUCAGAUUAAUUUGAAAUGUUGAUAUUCAGGCGUGCAAGAUUAUCUCAACGUUUGGGUGACCUCUUACCUUUCUUUGCUGCCAACAUAACGUUUCAACUUGAACACAAGAAAUGUUUAAAGCUGUUGGACAGAUGCCAUGAAAUGUAGUGCGCUUUCUUUCACAGUAUGUGUUUUGCCUCACCAGAUGACGGAUAUAAGACAGACCUGAAGACAUCUACAUGUCAAUAUGUACUCAUAGUGAUAGCUCCACAAGCAAGCAACAGGAAGUGUUGAGACUCACUUUAAGCCCUUUACAUGACAGAUGCACAGUGUUGACUACGCACAAUUACCAAGUGCUCUUUAUAAUAAAAAAUGUACACAGGAAGUGGCAAUUAAGUCCUACCAGCAAUUCUCAAAAGAUUCCAGAACACAAAGCAAAAGUCCAAAUGGAAAUGUAGUCACUCAAUUGGCUUUUUCCCCCUUGCAACUGUGAUCGUUAUUGCAGAGAUCAAAUUGUUGCCUAUAUCAACAAAACAAAUUGUAAAGAUGUCUUAUGAAAACAGAAUCAUAUAUAUUUGUACCAGGGGUAUUGUGAUGAUAAUGACUACGUGCACAAAAUAUAUAUUAGAUUUUUGAUCAAUAAUUAUAGAUUGAAUGAAUUAGUAGUUAAAAGGAAACAAUAUAACACCUAGGAAAGUACAUCAAUUUACUGUGACGCAGCCUUUACAACACAUUACGAUAUUGAGUCUGUUGUCGAAAUAUUGAUAUAUUAGGCAGCCCUAUUUUUAGAUAUGGAUUAAAAGCGUGUGGUUGUGGUGUAUGAGCUAAAACAUCUAAUCUCCGGUACGGUCCUUUAACUUUGCACUAGUAAACCACUGUUAUGUGCCAAUGUUUUAUUCUUGUCUUAAUACAGUAAACGUAUUUACCACUGAAAGGGAACUGGGUGCAGUUGUUACUAAAG